AUGAAUGGAGAUUAUGUGAGCGACGAUGAUCAAAUGACAAGUUCAAGAUCAAGAUCAAGACUAGGAAUAGCGUGUUGUUUAGGUAGGCACAGAAGCAUAGACAAUCCGCGUUCCAAUUCAAUAGCUUCUACGUCAAGAAACAACACAACCAACAGAAAAAGGACGAAUCACGCCAAAAGCAAGAGCAUGGAAAAUUUUGAUAAUACUCCUAGUACAUUGAACAGCAGUAGAAGUCUUAGAAAACCUCCUCAUUUGAAGUCAAGAAAUGGUAGCAGUCGUAAGAGUACUCCAAUCAUGUAUUCUAAUUCAUCAGGGAUGCUAAAACCCCCACCAAUAGAGAAAAAUAUUGAAUGUACCCUUGAAGAGUUGUGUUAUGGUUGCACGAAAAAGAUCAUGAUCAGAAGAGACGUACUCACAGAUAACGGGGGUAUAGUUCAAGAGGAGGAACUACUAACAAUAAAUGUAAAACCAGGUUGGACAAAAGGAACAAAGAUUAAAUUUGUAGGAAAAGGAAAUGAGAGACCUAAUGCAUACUCAGAAGACAUAAUAUUUUCUAUAUCUGAGAAAAGACACCAAUUAUUUAGAAGAGAAGGAAAUGAUUUAGAAUUAUGUGUAGAAAUUCCCUUACUAAAGGCACUUACUGGUGGUACAAUAUCAGUGCCAUUGUUGGGUGGAGAGAAUAUGAAUUUGACAGUAGAUGAUAUUAUAUACCCUGGCUAUGAGAAGAUUAUCAGUGAUCAAGGUAUGCCAAUCUCUAGCGCGGCAGGGAAGAGAGGAAAGUUGAUAGUUAAAUUUAUUGUUGAGUUUCCAACACAUCUCUCAGAUAAUCAAAGAUGUGAUGUUUUUAGUAUUUUACAGAAUUCUUGUUGA
This is a messenger RNA of Trifolium pratense (red clover), 870 nucleotides long. RefSeq names its product dnaJ homolog subfamily B member 13-like. The coding region runs from base 1 to 870 and encodes 289 amino acids. NCBI's taxonomy places the organism in Eukaryota, Viridiplantae, Streptophyta, Magnoliopsida, Fabales, Fabaceae. Gene Ontology annotation, molecular function: protein-folding chaperone binding. The record is from RefSeq and is a predicted model, not a curated record. The transcript is spliced from 2 exons. Gene Ontology annotation, cellular component: cytosol.